UGCAAGCUAACAUUUAGGCACAGGGAUUUGCAGCUCUUUUGGGAUGCAGUGCAAUCCGUGUCACGUUUCAUGUUUAGUUAUUGUCUUAGUUAUGUUAUUGUCAUGUCACGUAUUAUGUUAGUCUAGUCUAUUAUGUUAGUUUUUAUGGGUUUUUUCCUGUUACAUUUAAUUUUUCAUGUCAUGUUACGUUUCAUGUUGACAUCACUUUACUUGCUGAACAAGUUUUUACUUGUAAAUAUUUAUGAUAGUAAAUAGUAUUUUUAUGUUAUGCAGGAAAAAUGCUUUACAUUGCUGACAUUGUCAAAUACUGAACCGCAUUUUUUAGUGGGAGACUGACAACGCUGUUGGCUGUCAGCCGGCUACAACUAUCAAGAGCGCGAAUUUGACAUACAUUCUGAUUUAAAAAUCAAAAAGGUUGCUGUUGCUGUAUUUACAGUUUUUGAAAUUAACAAAAGUGGAUUGAGGAUAACCGUGCUCAAAAACCUGACUAUCCGACUCAACGACUGACAUAUUUUGAACGAAUCGCAUCCAAGCUAAAGCCUGGUGUAACCGCUGCAGCAGUUUGUGUCUCAGAUCUGUCCGCACUUAUUUGUGUUGACAAUGAACACGGUCGACUACGACGACGACACAACAUUUCUGGGAGAAUGGGGAAGUUUUCAAAAAAUGAUCAUGGCACUGCUCUGUAUAAGCAUAACUCCCAACGGGUUCACCGCUAUGUCCAUAGUGUUCCUCGGUGACACACCGCCGCACCACUGCGCGAUACCCGCAAACGUCAAUAUUACCGCCGAAUGGAGAAACUAUUCUAUUCCACUGGAAGAAGAUAAUGGAAUGUUGAGAUACAGCAAAUGCACUCGAUACAAACUAGACGUAAUAAAACUUCUUUCAGACAAUAGAUCCGUGCCUGGAGUCGACGUGAAUGUUACUGAAAUAGAACAAGAAGGCUGCAAUGACGGGUGGGAAUACGACCGAGAAAUUUACGUAUCAACCAUCGUGUCCGAGUGGGAUCUGGUGUGUAGUGAUGCUUGGAAGGCCCCCUUGACUACCUCUUUGAUGUAUGCUGGAGUGCUAUGUGGAUCCUUUAUUUCUGGACAACUGUCUGACAGGUUUGGGAGGAAAAUCAUUCUGUUUGGAACAAUAGCGGUUCAGACUUUGUUCACAUUCUUCCAGAUUUUCUCCACCUCAUGGCUUAUGUUCUCGGCACUGUUCUUUGUCGUCGGGAUGGGACACGUUUCCAACUAUGUGGCAGCUUUUGUCCUCGGAGCAGAAAUUUUGAGUCCAAGAAUUCGGAUCAUAUACUCCACUGUGGGAGUGUGCAUUUGUUUUGCCUUCGGCUACAUGUUGCUUCCCCUGAUGGCCUUCUUCAUCAGAGACUGGAGAAUGCUGCUGAUUGCCAUGGGUGUUCCAGGAAUUUUCUAUUUCCCCCUUUGGAGGUUCAUCCCAGAGUCCCCCCGAUGGCUUCUCUCUCAGGGCCGGGUGGAGGAGGCGGAGGACAUUUUGAGAGGUGCUGCCAAGCAGAACAGAGUCAAAGCCCCGGAGGUCAUCUUUCAGCCUCUCCAGGUAGUAAAGGUGAAAAAAGUGAACCACCACAACAUCUAUGAUCUUCUGAAGUCCAACAACAUCCGCCAGAUCACAAUCCUACUGAGCUUUGUGUGGCUGGUAAUUUCCAUUGGCUACUUUGCCUUAGCUUUGAACACCUCCAAUCUGUCUGGAGACCCCUUUUUGAACUGUUUCUUCUCGGCGGCUGUUGAAGUCCCAGCCUACAUUUUAUCAUGGGUCCUAUUUCGCUCGUACCCAAGGCGACUGUGUCUCUCUCCCAUGCUGGUCCUCGGUGGAGCGGUACUGCUGCUCACACAGUUCAUACCAGGAGAUGUGAGUUCAGUAUCUACUGCAUUGGAAAUGGCAGGAAAAUUUGGGGUCACCGUGGCGUACACUAUCGCAUAUGCCUUCACGGCGGAACUGUACCCCACAGUCCUGAGGAACACAGCAGUGUGUGCCUGUUGCACAGUUUCUCGGCUGGGCAGUACUGCUGCACCCUACUUUGUCUAUCUGGGAACCUAUUACAAGUCCUUGCCAUACUUAUUAAUGGGGAGCUUCAUUGUUCUGGGGGGAUUGGUUAGCCUCCUGCUUCCUGAGACCUAUGGUAUGCCUCUCCCAGAGACCAUCGAUCACAUGCAGACUAUUCAAAGGUGUAAAAAGAGAAAAAAAUCCAAUAAUUUAACAGCGAUAGAAGAUGAAAACCUUCAAACUCCUGUAUCACCGAUCAGAAAUGCUCUUCAGGAGGCAGGUGUGGAUGUGGAACUACUGUCAGCAGAAGACUUCAUAAACCAAUCUACAAAGCCUACAAAGCACUAGUUAGCUGCAAAAACAGGAUGACCAGGUUACAGUUUACUAAGUAGUACAUACAAGAAAAAGGUAUUUUGGACAGAUGUGUCCAGAACUUUUUUGACAACAAUCUCAGCUUGCAUACCCAAGCAGAACCUCACCGCAGAGGUCAGGACAGCAGAGACUCUGACCACCUUUAAGCACAGACUGAAGACUCACCUCUUCAGGCUGCACUUCCCCCCACCCCUCCCUACCUCCCUGUAAUCUCUAAUUGACUGUUCGCUUUUUAUCUUUUAGUUCUCACAAUAGUGUGAGUCAUUAUUACUAGACUUGUUUUCACUAGGAUGGUUUUACUGCUACAACAUGACUGUUCAAUAGCACCUAAGGCCAAUUCACUCUCUCACAUUUUACAAACUGAAUGAUUAAAAAAAAUGUGAAGGUCUUGGUUUUCUGCCCCUAAAUAUUUGCAGAAUCAUUUCAAUCGAUUCUUGACUCAGUUAACUAUUAUAGGGUUAUAUCCCCCCCCUUGACAAUUAAAGAUGCCUUAGGGGACAUCGGUCAUCUAUUCUCCUUAUAUGCCUCCUCUGAAUUAGUUGUUUUGAGACAUGAACUGGAACAAAAGCAUGAUUAGAAAAGUAAAAGCAAAUGACUCUUUUUCUGACUGCAGUAAUAAUGCUUCUGUGUUCUGGAGAAUACUAAAAUCUCUGAAGAAUGGCAGUGUUUCCUCUAUUCCAUCUCAGAUAAAGGGCACCCAUGGUUGCAUCUCAAACAAAUUAGAUAUUUGUGAAACUUUUAAUAUUCAUUUAAUUUCUUUUGGUUACUUAUUCGAUGAGCUAGCUUCCAACAUUAUAUCAGAUGAGUUUAUUAAUAGACUAGAUACUGAACCUACUCCCAACUCAUCGUCUCAACCAUUUUAUUCAUUUCAUUAUUCUUCACGUCCCGUACCUUAUUUCCAAGUGUAUACAGCUUUGAAUCACAUUAACACGAAGGAAACAAUUGGAGAGGAUAAUCUUGAUGCUAGACUAUUGCGUGUCGGUGCAUCACUAAUUGUGAUUGCACUUGUUCCUAUUUUUUCUAUUUAACAUUUCUGUUGGGUACUAUUCCUAGUGUUUCGAAGGCUGCCCAUGUCACACCCUUACAUAAAGAUGGUUAUCCCACUGAUUUAAAUGAUUAUCGGCCCAUCUGUAAACUACUUUUUUUGCUUAGCAAAAAUAUUAAAAUAAUUUUUGAAUUCUCAAUUACGUCAUGCCCUUAUUGAUUGGUCUAACAUCCUGCAGCCUCAGCAAUCAGGGUUCAGGCCAGGACACAGUAUUAUCACAGCUACCACCUGUAUAGUUGCGUUCGAUAGAAAACAACACUAUGCUGCUCUUUUUGUUGACCUUACCAGAGCAUUUGAUACUGUUGACCAUAGCAUUUGAAUAAAUAAAUUGUCUGGAUUGGGUAUGGAGGAGUUAUACAUAUCAUACAGGGAGAACUGUCACUGAUGGUCUUACAUUAGACUUCUAUGAUAUCUAUAAAGGU
Conger conger (European conger) is the source of this 3843-nucleotide messenger RNA. Its product is annotated as organic cation/carnitine transporter 2-like. The record is from RefSeq and is a predicted model, not a curated record. Gene Ontology annotation, biological process: transmembrane transport. NCBI's taxonomy places the organism in Eukaryota, Metazoa, Chordata, Actinopteri, Anguilliformes, Congridae. Gene Ontology annotation, molecular function: transmembrane transporter activity. Gene Ontology annotation, cellular component: membrane. The transcript is spliced from 10 exons. The coding region runs from base 601 to 2352 and encodes 583 amino acids.